UGCAAAUUUUUUUCAUUCGAACGGGGAUAAAUACGAAUUUUUUUGAAUAGAGAAUUAUCGCGAUUGUUCAGUUUUUCGCGAAGAACUAAACCGAAAUGACCACUCAUAAAGUUGGAGAAUUUGUCAGAGCUGUUUUCGAGCAGACGAUAAAGUCUAAUUGCUUCGGAAAAUGUUUGAAAAAUGUAAGCUUGAUACACGCAGAGGGAGGAAAAUGUAAAGCAGAAUUAAAAAUAGAUGAAGAGCACUUGAACUAUGGGGGAUCUUUGCAUGGAGGAUUUACAAGUACUUUAGUUGAUUGUAUCUCAACGUAUGCUCUCAUGAGUCACAAAAAUGGUGCACCUGGAGUAUCCGUAGAUUUGCAUGUUACAUUUUUAAAAGCAGCAUUUCCUGGAGAUGUGAUAUCUAUCGAUGCAAAAACUAUUAAAGCAGGUCGUACAUUGGCAUUUCUAGAAGUAGAACUGUCUAAGAAAGACAAUGGAGUGCUUAUAGCACGUGGUGUACAUACAAAGUUCAUCGGUGGCUAG
Molecule: messenger RNA, 524 nt
Organism: Phymastichus coffea
Lineage: Eukaryota; Metazoa; Arthropoda; Insecta; Hymenoptera; Eulophidae
Product: acyl-coenzyme A thioesterase 13
Exons: 3
Coding region: 96-524 (142 amino acids)
Molecular function (GO): fatty acyl-CoA hydrolase activity
Source: RefSeq, a predicted model, not a curated record